Pyricularia pennisetigena is the source of this 1293-nucleotide messenger RNA. RefSeq lists its product as uncharacterized. The record is from RefSeq and is a predicted model, not a curated record. The coding region runs from base 1 to 1293 and encodes 430 amino acids. Lineage: Eukaryota; Fungi; Ascomycota; Sordariomycetes; Magnaporthales; Pyriculariaceae. The transcript has a single exon.
AUGCCAAGAUGGCAUACCCGGCUUCCGUUGGCUUUGCGCACCAUUCGGACCGGUAGUUGGCGCCGAACAUUCGCCUCGGGCUCCCAUUCUCCUCAUCACGAGCAAGUCUCCGUCCGCUGUGGCUCGUCUGGUCACAUCACUGUCGACCUGCACAACCAUCUCUACCACCCCCCUACUGCACCUCUGGUGAUUUAUAUUCCGUCGUUCUCCCGUCCGCCACACCUCUCCCCUCCCCUCCCGGAAUUCAUCAAACGAUAUCCAACGGCGGUCAUCAACUACCGGUGGCCAGAGGACUCCCUCCUUACAGACCCCGUGUCUACAAGCGAAAGCGCCCAGCCAGAGGAUGACAGCAUCAUUCCAAUAAACCCACUCCACUGGCCCACGCCCAUCCAUGACACCCUUUUUGGCUAUUCUUGGAUUACCGAGAACCUGGUUCCUCCAGACCGUCAGCGCCGAGACAUAUAUGUGGUCGGCUCCUAUCUCGGCGCGUCGCUGGCCGCCUCACUGGCCCUCACAGAGUCGCACACGCACGAGCGCGUGGCUGUCCGCGGUGUGGCCUUGUACAAUGGCAUCUACGACUGGACAUCCUUUCUUCCACCGCAGACCAACAACAACCCUCCGCCGGAUGCUCUCGCCGUCAUAAAGUCCCUCCUGGAGCUCCCAGACGACCACCCAGAAGGCUCCGCGAUGCAUUACCUGCGCCAGCUGGUCCCCACGCUCUUCAAGACGCCCUCAAACCUGUUUGAUCCCUUCGCAAGCGCUGUGCUUUUCUUCCGCAGCACGGGCCUGCUGGUCCCAUCGUCGUUUGAGCCGUCCGGAUCCACGAUGCCACCGGAACUUGAGCGCGCCAUCGCCGAGCUGUCACUGGACGAGACCUCCACUCCCGCCCCGGGCAGUCCCGAGGCCGUUAGGCUCGAAGUGGCGUUCAAGGCCCCGAGGAAGGCGUACAUGGCCUUUCCUCCACGCCAGUCGACGCUGCGGAUUCCUGAAGCACUGAUACUGCAUGAGACGGGGUCCGCGCAGCCUGGGCGCGGCAGAGGGAGGAAGCGCAGCCCGCGCAAUGACUUUGCGUCGCAGGCCAAGGAGCUGGCCAGGGUUAUGCGGAGGAGCAUCAGUAUAUACGAGCUGCGAGAGCGGAUGAAAUUAGAUGAUGUAGAUGAAGGCGGUGUCGAGGCGGAGCGGCGGGUGCAACUACGCGAUAUUGGGAAAGAGCAUGUCGCGGAGGAGGCGUUGGGCCCGGUUGUGGAGGAGUGGCUCGAGGAAAAGAUGGAUGCGUGUGACGUACCAGCUUAG